Messenger RNA from Trichomycterus rosablanca, 4213 nucleotides. RefSeq names its product mucin-17. Gene Ontology annotation, biological process: cilium assembly; centriole elongation. Gene Ontology annotation, molecular function: tubulin binding. The coding region runs from base 49 to 3000 and encodes 983 amino acids. The record is from RefSeq and is a predicted model, not a curated record. Lineage: Eukaryota; Metazoa; Chordata; Actinopteri; Siluriformes; Trichomycteridae. The transcript has 12 exons. Gene Ontology annotation, cellular component: centriole; centrosome.
ACCAGUUCUGAUGAUGAUGAUGCUCCUCGACCUCCGACGGCUCCGAACAUGAACUCGGACAGGCGCCUGGAUCCGUCCGACGGGGACUACGCGAGCGACGCUCCGAGCGAAUGUCCGGAGACCCUGAACAAAGCUUCUCGCUGCUUCCUGGCCCAGAGUUUUAGCUCGUCUGGUUCUGAUCGGGUCAGCGACUCAGAACGAUGCUGGUUCAAACCUGAGAAAGCCACAGGAAAGAAUCUACCAACGUCCAAAAUGUUGACCAAAGCGUCCAGCAGCUUGGAGCUUCUCAAGAACAUCUUCCCUCGGGUCGAAUCGACUACAAAAGACCGAGGUGGCAGCAACACAGCCGCUAAUACUCAACAAUCUAUAAACAGAAGUGAACCAUUAAAAAAAGAAGAAGGAAAUAAAGGCCUAAACAUCAGAACUGAAAGAAACGACGAGCUGUUAAUGGACAAGAUGAGACAAGAGCAGGACAAAGCUCUGAAUUUCCUCAGAUCUGAAAUGGAUCGAUUUGCUCACAGUGAGCGAUUUUCAGACCGCAGCCCUGAGGAGGGAACCCGACAGGUACAGGAAUCUCAGAGUCUCCAGGAGCAGUUCGAGUCUCUGAUGGAGCAGAUGAACAGACGGGAGUGUGAGUGGUACCACGCCCACAGUGAGCUGCAGAGUCGCGUUGAUGCCCUUACCAGGGAGAACCAGGAGCUCCUGAACCAGUGCAGUGGGAGAUCCACACCACGCCCUCACCACGCUGAUGGAUCCACACCACGCCCUCACCACGCUGAUGGAUCCACACCACGCCCUCACCACGCUGAUGGAUCCACACCACGCCCUCACCAUGCUAAUGGAUCCACAUCAUGCCCUCACCACACUGAUGGAUCCACACCACAUCCUCACCACGCUGAUGGAUCCACACCACGUCCUCACCAAACUGAUAGAUCCACACCACGCCCUCACAGUGCUGACAGAUCCACACCACACCCUUACCACGCUGAUAGAUCCACACCACACCCUCACCAUGCUGAUGGAUCCACACCACAUCCUCACCACGCUGAUGGAUCCACACCACACCCUCAUCAUGUUGAUGGGUCCACACCACGUCCUCACCAUGCAGAUGGAUCCACAUCAAACCCUCACCACGCUGAUAGAUCCACAUCAAACCCUCACCACACUGAUAGAUCCACACCACGCCCUCACAGUGCUGAUAGAUCCACACCACGCCCUCACCACGCUGAUGGAUCCACACCACACCCUCAUCAUGUUGAUGGGUCCACACCACGUCCUCACCAUGCAGAUGGAUCCACAUCAAACCCUCACCACGCUGAUAGAUCCACAUCAAACCCUCACCACACUGAUAGAUCCACACCACGCCCUCACAGUGCUGAUAGAUCCACACCACACCCUCACCACGCUGAUAGAUCCACACCACACCCUCACCACGCUGAUAAAUCCACACCACGCCCUCACCACACUGAUGGAUCCACACCACGCCCUCGCCACACUGAUGGAUCCACACCACGCCCUCACAGUGCUGGGAGAUCCACACCACGCCCUCACCACGCUGAUAAAUCCCCACCACGCCCUCACCACACUGAUGGAUCCACACCACGCCCUCACAGUGCUGAUAGAUCCACACCACACCCUCACCACGCUGAUAGAUCCACACCACACCCUCACCACGCUGAUAAAUCCACACCACGCCCUCACCACACUGAUGGAUCCACACCACGCCCUCACAGUGCUGGGAGAUCCACACCACGCCCUCACAGUGCUGGGAGAUUCACACCACGCCCUCACCACGCUGAUAGAUCCACACCACGCCCUCACCAUGCUGAUGGAUCCACAUCAAACCCUCACCACGCUGAUAGAUCUACAUCAAACCCUCACCACGCUGAUAGAUCCACACCACGCCCUCACAGUGCUGAUAGAUCCACACCACACCCUCACUACGCUGAUGGAUCCACACCACGCCCUCACAGUGCUGGGAGAUCCAAACCACACCCUCACCACGCUGAUAGAUCCACACCACACCCUCACAGUGCUGGGAGAUCCAAACCACACCCUCACCACGCUGAUAGAUCCACACCACACCCUCAUCAUGUUGAUGGGUCCACACCACGCCCUUACCAUGCUGAUAGAUCCACACCACGCCCUGACCACGCUGAUGGGUCAACGCCCCGGCACGCAGAAAAUUACCUGACAAGAAGACCCUCCAUCAACAAAGAAAACAAACAGAACGUGUCGUCAAUAAGAAGAGACUGGAUAAAUAGAAGAACCUCCAGCACCUCUCACAGUGCGGACGACAGUGAUGCUGUUUCGUACCCUGAUCUCAGAGGAAAGGUAACAAGGAUGGAAGGUAAUGAGGACAGGAUUUGCGUUCCGAUGUCCUCUGAGUCUGAGUGUGGAUCCAUCGACCUGACUGAGGUCAGUUUAAGUUCGGAGAUAAAAACUGGUGACCCCCGAGUCUCACUCAAACCCAGAAAAGCUGCAGUCAGGGAGGAAACUCGUUAUCCAGAUGGAAAGGUUGAACAGCUCCUCUCUGAUGGAAGGCGUGUUAUUAUCUUCAGAAACGGGACGAGGAAGGAGAUCGGAGCGGAUCAGAAAACAGUCACCGUGACUUUCUUUAACGGAGACGUUAAGCGUGUACUGCCUGAUGGGACGGUGAUCUACUAUUAUCACGACGCUCAGACCACUCACUGCAGCUUCCCGUCCGGCCUGGAGCUGCUCCAGUUCCCAAAUCAACAGAAAGAGAAGCGACACCCUGAUGGUACGAAGGAAAUCAUUUUCCCUGACGGGACUGUCAAGUGUCUGCACCCUGACGGACGACAGGAAAGUUUUUUCCCAGAUGGAACAGUUGUCAGAUUAUCCAAAAAUGGGCAGAAAACAGUGGAGUUCACCAACGGCCAGCGAGAGAUCCACACCUCCCAGUAUAAACAGAGGAUUUAUCCUGAUGGAACGGUUAAAACUGUGUAUUUAAACGGGAGCCAAGAGACAAAAUUACAUUAAGAACAAAGAAUAAAAUAUGUAAGAAAUAGAAAGGACGUGUUCACGCUGUCCAAAUAAAUACUGGACACCAGUGGCGGUCUUUCAAAGAGGGGAAGCUCAUUGUCGGCUUGCAUCAUAAAAUUUGUCAAUUUAUUUAUACAUAAAUUCUGCCCUCCGUUCCUUUUCAAGAAAAUGGCCUGAAAUGGGUUGCAGCAGUUUGUCUUUUGACUUCACUCACAAAAUCCACGAUGGGACUGAAGCUCCCAGUGAUUAAGUGAUGGUGAAGAGAUCAAAAUAGCUGUCAAUCAAAACGGGAUUCAGCCUUUCGACUGAUCCCCCAAUCAUCUUGCAGGUGCUUUGCGUCCAGACCCGCCCACAGCUCCAUUCACCCCCAGAGACGCUCAGCGUCCGGGGGCGGGACAAAAUUGUGGCAUUUAUCCAAUGACCGGCGAGUUUCGAAGCAAUGAAAAAAACUUUUCCAUGCAGCCCCAUUGAAGUGAAGAGACGCUCAGCUUCUGCGAGUAAAUGCAUUGACGCUACGGGAAUGUAUGAGAAGUUCGAGUCAGUCGAUUUGUGAUAAGUAGCGGAUUCUGAACACAUACAUGCAAUCAUUUAAAAUAGAAAUAAAAUAAGAAACACAGUAGAUGGCAUGGAUAGGAUAACAGGCGCCCUUCCCUAAUAUUUGGUUCCACUACUUGGAAUGUCGUCCACUCUUCCACUGCAGUUCGCUCAAGCUCUUGAAUGUUUGCAGGGUUCCAUUUCCCUUAAUUGGAUUGGGGUCAGGACUCCAACUGGAUGUGUGUGCUGGGUCAUUAUCCCCCUGUAGGACCCAUUUUGUUACCCGCAAACCUAGUUUUCUCUGACAUCUGCACCUUGUGAUAAUCCUCUGCAAUGACAGUCAUUGCUUCUAUACAUUCAGAGGCAGCAAAGCAGCCCCACAACAUUAUGGAUCCUCCACAAUGUUACAUAACUCUGAUUUGCAUUGCCAAAGGGCUCUAGUUUGAUUUCUUUUGUCCUAGAAUAUUUUCUCUGAGGGAUUGUGUAAGUUUUAGCCAAGUUUGGUCACUCGUUUUUAUGCCUUUCUUUAAGUAAUAUUUAAUAUUUACGAAUAUUUGGGACGCUAUGGGCUAUGACGAGACGAGGGGGCGGACACACACGCAGAGAUGUAUUUAACAAAAGAGUUUAAUAAUAACAAAGACAAGACACACUACAAGGUUACACAAGACAGGUAGGA